This is a messenger RNA of Drosophila serrata, 3629 nucleotides long. RefSeq names its product Suppressor of Cytokine Signaling at 16D (gene Socs16D). NCBI's taxonomy places the organism in Eukaryota, Metazoa, Arthropoda, Insecta, Diptera, Drosophilidae. Gene Ontology annotation, cellular component: phosphatidylinositol 3-kinase complex. Gene Ontology annotation, biological process: intracellular signal transduction; phosphatidylinositol phosphate biosynthetic process. The record is from RefSeq and is a predicted model, not a curated record. Gene Ontology annotation, molecular function: 1-phosphatidylinositol-3-kinase regulator activity.
UUGCCAUCGAUGUUUUGCCAGCUCUAUUUUGCAGCUCUUUGAAAACGGCCGAAAAACAAUUGCAAUGCGUGCAAUCAAAAUCAAUCAAUAUGUCAACAAGAAAGUGCCCGCAGUGCUGAGUUCACAGUGCCAACAAUAGGAAAGAAGGAAAGCAGCCAGCAAAAGGCAGCUGUUGUUGCCUCUCACCUGAGUCUCUUGCCCGGAAAAUGGAAUCGUCCAUUAAGCUUAAGGACAGCAACUCCAACGGCAGCUCUAAUUCGAAUGGCAAUGUGGGUGGCGGUGGCGGCGGGGGAUCAGGAGGCGGAGGAGGAGGAGGCGGUGUGUGCGUGUCCAGCAUCUGCAGCAGCGACAGCUUCAGCAUCAUGCCACCGCCUCACCAUGAACUCGUCAGCGCCAACAGCAUUGAGCUGAAUGCGGCGGCCUCGCUGAGCGAUGACAGUGGAGUCCCACUGACCACCAAUAGCUCCAUAUCCAGCGGCGACUCCUACCGCCUGGGCAUGUGCAAAUUCGAGAUUGAGAUGGUCGAGAGCGACGGUGAGGUGUCGCAGUUCGAUUCGCUGGACAAUUGCUCGGAGGGCGGCAUGAGCGCUGAGAAUUUUAAUACGCUGAAAAAGGGACCGCUGGCACCGAUUGAUCCGCCACCUGAAUUUCAGGAUUCACCGCAGACCACCCUGGUGCGUUCCAUCUCCAAGAAUAUUGUGAACAGCCUGCGACGCUGGACCUCAUCGCAAUCCUCGUUCGAGCACCUCAAAGACGAUGCCACCACCACCAUUGGAAUGAAUGGCCUGACCACACCGACGGCCAACGCAUUGCCUGAGGAGCCGCCACAAGAGCUGGUCCUGCUUCUGACCAAGACGGAAACAUCCAAGCUGGACGCCGAGCUGAGUCAGUUGAAUCUCAAGGAGUCGUAUGCGAUCAACAAGCAUCUGUAUUCGAGUGAUUCAAUCCUGAACAGCCAUACGGAUAAUAUAUACGAUGAACCCAACAACAUUGUGAGCAGUUCGCUGGGCAACAGCGUCGAUCUGCUGGAGGAGGAGGAGCAGUCGGAGGCCAGCAGCUGCUCACCGUUGCCAUCGCCACCGCCACCGGUUUCCAUAGUCAAGAUAAAGCAGACACUGUGUCCCUAUUAUCAGGAUCAUACGCGUUACUUCAAGGCCAUACCCACGGAGCAGGAUACCAUAGCGAGUGCCAAGGCAGCGGCUGCCCAGCAGAGAUUCAAUAGCGCCGGCCUGUCGGAGAUUCAUGAUUACGAUCUGUACUAUGGCGCCCGACGGCAGCCGGUGGACAACAGCAGUCUGCAGCGACGUCAGGCCUCGCUAUACAGUCCCUUGGGUCACACCAGCCACUGUCACUAUCAUAAUAGCCAUGGCCAUGGGAGCCAUCAUCAUCCGCACCACCACCAUCAUCAUCAUCAUCACCACCACCAUCAGCCCGGCUACGGGUACAGCCAUGGCCAGAGGCCCAACUCAAGGAACUCGCUCAAUAGCCGCCUGAGUAGCUCGCACAACUCGCUGAAUGUCUCCUCCGCCAACAAGCCGGACGAUUCGAUCUUCAUCACCCAGGCCAUGUCGCACGAUGCUCUGUUUACGCGCGAGAUCUCUGACUUUUACAAUGUGCCCAUCGAUUCGGACAUUUAUGCCUUUCCCGUGGACAUGAUCGAGCAGCAGCAGCAACAGCAGCAGCAGCUGGGUCAACAGCAGGAGCAGCAAAAGUCCACCGCACCCAACACGUACCACAAGGCGAGCAGGCGGAAUAAGCGGAACAAGCGCAAGCAGCGCUAUGGAGGAACAGCGGCAAGUGCGGGCACGGAGACCAGUGAUGGGGAUGGAGAGAAGGGCAGCAAGCAUGGCAAAUAUCGAACUCCUGUGGGCGCUAUGGGCCAAGUUAGUGAAUCAGAGCCGCUGCACAUGACGCUGGACGAGGUGAAGCAGUUCUAUCACACGCUCUACUCCGACGCUGGCAAGGCCCAGGGUGUGCCCAAGCCAAUGAUGGUCAAGUCCAGCAACGAAACCAUUUGGAGUGUGUCGACCAAUACCACCACGACAACGGCGAGAACGCGCAGCAGUGUGGGCACCACACGGGCGGCCGGCGGUGCUGGGGGAGCCAGCAGUGAUGGCGGCGGUGGAAAGUAUCUCAGCAAGCAGAACAAGCAUAACCUCGACAACGAUAAGCUCAACAAUAACAAUAAUAACAACAAUGUGCAGCAGACGCAACAGCAGCAGCAGCAAUCGCUGCAGCAGCAGCAGCAGCUGGACAAGCCACCGACGGAGCACCACAAUCACAACAACAGCAAUCACACCAAUAACAAGCACGUCCUGCACUCGGAGAAGAAGUCACAGUUUACGCUGAAUCUUAAGCAGCGUUUCUGCAGCAUCUUUCGCUUCCGUCGUAGCAAUCACAGUCGCUGCCGCGGGGGAGGAGCUAGCAGUGGUCGUGAUGCAAAUGGUACCAUUGGCACGGGAACCGGAAACGGUAGCAGUGUGAAUGGGAGUGCAGCGGCAGCAGCAGCGGCAACGGUGCCCCUAAUACCGCCAACCGCUGUGAUAACCAGUGCGCCGGGUGUAGCUGGACAACAGCAGCAAUUGCUGAUCACCCAACAACUGCAAUUGGCCACGGAACUGAACGUCAGCGGAGGAGGAGUAGGAGGAGCUGCAUUAACCACAGCGGAAGCGGACGAACCGAAUGCUGAUCUGCGCAAAAAGUUUCAGUCACGUGCCCUGCCACCACUACCAAAGAAGGCUGCAGCCUAUGCCAUUGAAGCCGUUGAACCGGAACCCGAGGAGCUGAAAAAGAACAAUGCCCAGGAGCCGCGAGCCCUACAGUUCACCUCCAGCAUUGAAAAAGUCAAAGACUAUGGCUGGUACUGGGGUCCCCUGUCCAGUGAGGCCGCGGAGAAGGUGUUGUCCAGCGAACCGGAUGGUUCCUUCAUAGUGCGCGACAGCUCUGAUGAUCACUACAUCUUCUCGCUGAGCUUUAAGCUGAACAAUUGUGUGCGUCAUGUGCGCAUCGAACAGGAUCAGGGAACCUUCUCCUUUGGCUCGUAUGCUAAAUUCAAAUCGCAGACCAUCACCGAGUUCAUUGAGAAGGCCGUCGAGCAUUCGAGAAGCGGCAGAUAUCUGUUCUUUCUGCAUCGUCGACCGGAGCACGGACCAAUGCGCGUGCAAUUAACCAAUCCAGUAUCUAGAUUUAAGCAUGUACAAAGCUUGCAGCACAUGUGCAGAUUUGUUAUACUAAAGGCGGUUAUACGAAAGGAUCUAAUACAGACAUUGCCAUUACCGAGAAGACUUCUAGACUAUCUUAACUAUAAGCACUGCUACUCCGAGCAGGUGGAGAGCGACAGUUCGCACUCGCAGAUAUCUGGCGAUGGAACGAUGUAAGAUGAAGGAGCUGAAUAAGAUGAAUGACAAAUUCAUUCGCUUGUGACAACAACAACAAAAACGUAAACGAAAGCAACAGAAAUUAUUACCUUAAAUAAGUAGUAGAAUUUAAACGAAGGAAAGUUAAAAAAGGGGGAAAAACAAAAACAUUAAACAGCAGCAAAGCAAAGCAAAACAAGCAACCGUUGAAAGUUCUGUAUAACAAGAACAGCAAAUCCAACAAAAAACAUAAAAGAAACCAACAAAAAUCAA